UCAGUUCCAAGUCACAGAUUCACAUUAACUCUCGCUGUCUGGUCUGCACUCAGCAAACACCAAAAGAAACAUCCUCUGAAAAAGAAAGAACAAAAACGAGGAAUGUUCAUCUUCUUCUUGUUCUUCUUUUCCUUUUAAACUCUAAUCCAAAAAUCCAAUUUUUACAGAGGAAAUUGAAAAAAAAAGGUGGGAGGAACUGAAGAGAAAAGAUGGGUGCGGUGACUUCAUCUAUGGCUGCAAAGUUUGCGUUUUUUCCACCCAACCCACCUUCAUACAAGCUAGUUAAAGAUGAAGCAACUGGGAUUUUGCUUUUAGACCCUUUCCCUCAUCGUGAAAACGUCGACGUUUGGCGUCUCCCAACUCGCCGUGGCUCCGAAAUCGUUGCUGUGUACGUGAGGUACCCUAUGGCCACCUCAACUCUGCUCUACUCGCAUGGGAAUGCGGCUGAUGUUGGCCAAAUGCAUGAGCUUUUCAUCGAACUCAGCAUCCACUUAAGAGUCAAUCUCAUGGGGUAUGACUACUCUGGCUAUGGACAAUCAUCAGGAAAGCCCAGUGAGCAGAAUACGUAUGCUGACAUUGAAGCUGCAUACAAGUGUCUUGAAGAUAGCUACGGUGCCAAGCAAGAAAAUGUCAUCCUUUAUGGUCAGUCUGUGGGAAGUGGUCCUACCGUGGAUUUUGCUGCUCGGUUACCUCGACUAAGAGCUGUUGUUCUGCAUAGUCCUAUAUUAUCAGGAUUAAGAGUCAUGUAUCCUGUGAAGCGCAGUUAUUGGUUUGACAUCUACAAGAAUAUUGACAAAAUCUCACUGGUAAAGUGUCCUGUGCUGAUAAUUCACGGAACGAACGAUGAUGUUGUUGACUGCUCUCACGGGAAGCAACUUUGGGAGCUAUGCCAAGAGAAAUAUGAACCAUUAUGGGUCAAGGGAGGAAAUCACUGCGAUUUGGAACUCUAUCCUGAGUAUAUUAAGCAUCUCAAGAAAUUUAUAUCAACAGUCGAGAAAUCACCUUCUCGAAGAAAUGGUUCUCGGAGAAGUACAGAUGGUAUUGAACAAACUAGGCAAAGUACUGACUACUAUGAGGCUCCAAGAAGGAGUGUAGACCGCAGGGAUAAACCAAGGAAAAGCACUGAUAGCAGGGACAAACAAAGAAAAAGUGCUGACAGGUCAGAAAAACUGAAAUGUCAUGGGUAUAGUAAAUUUAAUAACAUCAACAAACUAGAAAAGCUUAGAAUAUCCUUAGACCAGAUGGAAAGGAUAGAGAGGUCACGCAGAAGUGUGGAAUACCAUGAUAAAUCCAGGAGAAGCAUUGAACACCAGCUAGAAAAAGCAAGGAAGAGUGUUGAUUGGUUAAGAUAGAAUCCGUACAGUUUAGAAGUUCCUAAAAUCAGUUCGCUUGGUUUGUUCUAGUGGUAAGGAAUAGAUAAAGUGGAAACAAGAGAAAAGGGGGAAUUGUUUUGGACUAAUAAGUUAUUGUUUUAGAAUUUGUAUUUUCCUCUUCAAAGUUAUGUUGUAGGGUUUGGUAUAUGUUUGAGAUUUCUUCUCAUUGAUUUUCAAUGAAAGAUUCUAACCUGUCUGAUUUUUCUUGUGGAAAAUUGAAAUGAAAGCUUGUAAUUAACAACUAUUAUUUCAUUACAAUGUUUAGAUUUUUGUAUUGUAUACCAUGUUUGAAACUUUGGAUGUAUCAUAUGUUAGCUUGGUUGAUGGCUUCAUGCCUUGUCAAGCAAAAGACAGAUGGUUUUCUAAGCAGAAGAUAGAUGGUUCUCUCAGUUAGAGUUGGAACUUGUUUUUUAAGAAAUCAAA
Durio zibethinus is the source of this 1796-nucleotide messenger RNA. The record is from RefSeq and is a predicted model, not a curated record. NCBI's taxonomy places the organism in Eukaryota, Viridiplantae, Streptophyta, Magnoliopsida, Malvales, Malvaceae.